AUGGCACCACGCUCGCAACUGGAGAUCACCACAGCCUCUGUCCUGCGCUUGGUUAAGGAAGAGGCGUCUUACCACCGCGAGCUGCAAGAGCAGAAAGAACGAGUCAAGAAGCUGGAAAGCCAACAAGGUGGUGAUGACGAGAACAAAGAGUACAUGUUGAAGCAGGAGCGUCUUGCUCUUGAAGAAACUAAGAAGGUUCUUCCAAGCUUGAAGCAGAAGAUCGAAGAGUCGAUAGUAAAGCUUCAGAGCCUACUGACCGAGGAGGGUAAUAAAGGACCAGAGAGCAACGUCGAGCACAUCAAUGCUGCCAAGGACGCUAUUGCCAAGGCCAGGAAGGCUGAGCGCGAGAUCGCUUGA
Molecule: messenger RNA, 357 nt
Organism: Aspergillus alliaceus
Lineage: Eukaryota; Fungi; Ascomycota; Eurotiomycetes; Eurotiales; Aspergillaceae
Product: putative tubulin-specific chaperone Rbl2
Exons: 3
Coding region: 1-357 (118 amino acids)
Biological process (GO): post-chaperonin tubulin folding pathway; tubulin complex assembly
Cellular component (GO): microtubule cytoskeleton; cytosol
Molecular function (GO): beta-tubulin binding
Source: RefSeq, a predicted model, not a curated record